AAUAUCGCCUUCGAAAUCCAGUUAGAGGAUUACAGAAGGGCGCUGCUGCCUAUAACCGCCAACCCCCCUUUUUGACGACGAGGGGUGAUGUCACGUGUUACUCCUUCAAUACGAUGUUAGGCGGUCGUGAGGCGAUAUACCGCUAUAAAAUAUUUCUAAAACGUAACAUAACUUCACGUGCGGCUCAAAUUUCCACUUAGUCAGAUCUCACCGUCGCAAUGGCAAACACCGCCCCAAAAGUCCCCGCAGAGGAGCGCCAAGAGCCUCCCGAGACCGUCGACAAGAAAGCGGAUGCCCUAGUGAAGAUUAUACAAAGAAGCAAGCAUCUGAUCGUGUUCACGGGGGCUGGUAUUUCCACUUCUGCAGGAAUUCCUGAUUUCCGCGGUCCUAAGGGCGUCUGGACGCUGAGGGCCCAGGGGAAAAAUGUCACGGGCGCGGUCAACACUUUACAAGCUAUACCAACGCCUACCCAUAUGGCAUUGGUUGAGCUUCAGAACCGAGGGAUUCUGAAGUAUCUGAUUAGCCAGAAUUGCGACGGUCUGCAUAGGAAGAGUGGAAUCUUACCGGAUCGGAUAUCUGAGCUUCAUGGCAAUAAUAAUCGCGAGUACUGCAAAGACUGUGGGACGGAAUAUCUCCGCGAUUUUCGGGCUGUGGCUUCGUAUGACAAGACAGUGCAUGAUCAUCGCACAGGACGGAAAUGCGCCCGCUGUAAUGGCAUCCUGCUCGACAGCAUCAUAAACUUCGGCGAAUCCCUUUUUGCUGAGCCUCUUCAGCUAGCUCGCGAUCAUGCCGAGAAGGCAGAUGUCUGCCUGGUCUUAGGAUCGUCUCUCACAGUGAGCCCCGCAAAUGAAAUGCCGGAAACUGUGGCACGCCGGAAGGGGACCAAACUCGUCAUUUGCAACUUGCAAGAGACACCCUUAGACGGGCUUGCGGACUUGCGUGUCUAUUCUAGGGCAGAUGAAUUGAUGGUUCGAGUUAUGGAGAAACUCGACAUUCCUAUUCAAUCGUUCAUCCUCCGGAGACGACUGAUAGUCCGAAUGGAAUCUACGGAGGGUGGUCGAGAGCAACUCCGGAUUUAUGGUGAAGACGUUGAUGGAACGCCGGCUUCAUUCCUCCAGUCAGUGAAACUUCAGUAUAACAGACGCGUGGUUCGGUCUGAGCCUUUCGUGAUCAAUUUCCGCGGUGAUCUAGAUCCGGGGACUAAAUUGAAUCUCGAAUUGGAAUUCAUGGGAAACUACGGCGAACCCAAUCUAGAAAUUCCUUACGAAUAUGUCGAUGGAACUCAUUCCCAGCUGUAUCUUCUGGAGUACAACCCACAGACCGGGGAAUGGAAGACUACGAAGCAUGAUGGAUUGGCCGUCGAUUCGUUAGCAGAAAAUGUAGAAUCGGCUCUAGCAAUCAACAAUGCCCCUGAAGUUAUAGUUAUCGAUGAUUAAUACAGUACAUCCAACUUCUCCCGA
This is a messenger RNA of Annulohypoxylon maeteangense, 1460 nucleotides long. RefSeq names its product NAD-dependent deacetylase sirtuin-7. The record is from RefSeq and is a predicted model, not a curated record. The transcript has 4 exons. Gene Ontology annotation, molecular function: NAD+ binding. NCBI's taxonomy places the organism in Eukaryota, Fungi, Ascomycota, Sordariomycetes, Xylariales, Hypoxylaceae. Bases 219 to 1436 code for a protein of 405 amino acids.